CCAGCAAAACCGAUCCUUCUCCUUUUCCGUGACAACGGCGCGCACACACCAAUCCCCGAGCAAAGCAAAGGCCAAACCAGACCACAACACAGCGCAAAAAUCUUCCCAUCUCCUUCCUCCUCCUCAGCCCCCUCCCCCCGCCUCGCUCGCCCCCUCGCCCCAGAUCCGCGGCCAUGGCGUCGCGCCGGCGAAUGCUCCUCAAGGUCAUCAUCCUCGGCGACAGCGGGGUCGGGAAGACGUCGCUGAUGAACCAGUACGUCAACAACAAGUUCAGCAACCAGUACAAGGCCACCAUCGGCGCCGAUUUCCUCACCAAGGAGGUCAAGAUCGACGACCGCCUCUUCACUCUACAGAUAUGGGACACGGCAGGACAGGAACGUUUUCAGAGUCUUGGUGUGGCGUUUUAUCGGGGAGCUGACUGUUGUGUUCUUGUAUAUGAUGUCAAUGUUACCAAGUCAUUUGAAAAACUCAACAACUGGCGUGAGGAAUUUCUAAUUCAAGCUAGCCCGUCAGAUCCAGAGAAUUUUCCUUUUGUUUUACUUGGAAACAAGAUUGAUGUUGAUGGUGGUAACAGCAGGACUGUUUCUGAGAAAAAAGCUAAAGCUUGGUGUGCUUCCAAGGGAAACAUCCCUUAUUUUGAGACGUCUGCUAAAGAAGGCUUCAAUGUGGAAGCAGCUUUCGAGUGUAUAGCAAGGAAUGCCAUCAAGAAUGAACCUGAAGAAGAUAUAUAUCUCCCUGAUACAAUCGACAUGGGCGGUGCUGGAAGGCAACAACGCUCGUCAGGUUGUGAAUGCUAGAAGAUACGGAUCCUCAGUGUCGGUGCUCUUCCGGAGUUUGAUAUAUAUUUAGUUUGAAAGCUGCUAUCUUGUAUCGGUUGCUACAUAUGGUUGUCUAGUAUUCACUCCCUUCCAGCGAGAUGGGAGAAAUUUCAUUCGUAAGUUCUGAUUCUUUCUAUGAGCGUUAGAUGGUAUAGAGCUGGCAUUCUUUUUAGUUUUUGCGAGGUUUUGGUUGUCGUGGUGCGUACAUAUCUCAGAAAGAUCAAAUAUAUAUUUAUGAAGAUUGUAAAUGUACAGAAGAACGGCCCAACAUUCCUGGUUUCCUGUUCUAACCAUUUUGAUGGUAGAUCCAAAUCUAUAACCAUAUAUGGUUCUUCUUUUA
Molecule: messenger RNA, 1158 nt
Organism: Triticum dicoccoides
Lineage: Eukaryota; Viridiplantae; Streptophyta; Magnoliopsida; Poales; Poaceae
Product: ras-related protein Rab7
Exons: 7
Coding region: 174-797 (207 amino acids)
Cellular component (GO): vacuolar membrane
Molecular function (GO): GTP binding; GTPase activity
Source: RefSeq, a predicted model, not a curated record